Effrenium voratum is the source of this 1357-nucleotide messenger RNA. The record is from the annotation of a GenBank genome assembly. NCBI's taxonomy places the organism in Eukaryota, Dinophyceae, Suessiales, Symbiodiniaceae.
GAGCGAUGUGCCGCAGCUCUUGUCGUUGGAGCCGAGCCUCGGCCGGGCGCUCCCUACCGCGAGUCCGGAGAUCCGAAAUCACGUGAUCUACGUGGACAUCAUGCGCCGGGCGCUGUCCAUUGAGUCCGAGGGGGACCCCAUCCAGACCACGUCUUUACGGGCGGAGGUCGUGGGAGAGAUACAGAAGCGGAACGCAAGGCAAAGGAGUUCAUCAAACCUCGUGCAAACCACCGGAGUGAACUUGCAGCAAGCCGGCGACACCUACCCGACCACCAUUCGUUUGACUGCCUCAACUCGGGUAGAGGAGGAGAAGUACGAGGUGCAGAUCUUCCAGGUGACCUCUUUGGUGAGGUCCGUGAUGCUGAAGGGGAACACGGAGUCCGGCCGUCCCUUCGACCGCUGCGUGGGAGGGAACCACCUGAUCCACGGCAACAUCGCUUUGCCGCCGGACCUCAAGAGCUUGCAGCUCGAGGUGGCGACCCUGAAUAUCCCCUAUGAGAUGCCAAGAGAAGCUUCGCUGCCGGACCGCUUCAGCACAGUCUUUCUGCCCAAGAAUGUGACUGGAGACUGCGAGCGCUACUGCUUCCAGCACAAGAAAUGCUACGAGUCGAAGGUCCGGAGCUCCGCGGGAUGCUUUUUCAUCUUCGGCCCGGGCAAGGCCAGAUGCCGGGAGAUCCACAAGUCCCAGCGCCAGCAGGGCGCCGCCUAUCAGGUUCUCAACAAGCUGCACCUUGGGGCUGAGCUUUGCCUCUCCUCGGGCAAGCAAGCCAGGAACUUGCAAGGCUGCCUAAAGCUGGAUGAGGGCAAGGGAGUCUUGGUGUCCCAAGUGCUGGAUGUCAAGAACUUCUCCAUCAGCCAGGUGGCUUUGAAGACUCACAUCGACUCGAGUGGCUCAGUCUUCGACUUGGAACGCAGCUCCAUGCACUUGUACAACGGCACCCCGCCGGUGAAGACCAUUCUGGUGAGAGCACAGGACACUGACAUGGAUGUGGCCACAGAAGUGGUCGUCCUAGACGAGGGCUUCAACUUCGAGGUAAAGCUCUUGUACAACCCAACAUCUACAAAUUAUCCCUGGAACCGGAGCAGGUUCCAUUUAUCGUUGUCGGCCAUUGUGGAGGAUCCAGCGUUCGUCUUUGAGUGGGAGGAUUCAAAUGAUCUUCUUCCGGCGCUGGCCGGCAAAGAAUCCAAAAGAUAUCCUCAGUGUGACGACGAGUUCGAGCUCAACAGCUACCAGUCCUGCGGCGGAUUCUUCGCAUCUCCCGAGGUGAGGUACAGGGUGGACGCCUGGGCUCCUAAGGCGCUCCUCCGAGGAAAGAUACGCUACAAGAUGGGCAAGAAGCAAGGCACGGCUGGCUGA